AUGUCAACAUACGAAGUGACCGUUUUUACUGGCAACAGGAAUUGGGCCGGUACUAGCAACAACAUAUACAUCAAACUUAUCGGUCGCACUGGGGAAAGUGACCGUACAUGUAUUACGCCGCUCCUAACGACAGGCUUCUGGAGUGGACAACAAACAAAUGUCCGUCUAAGUUGUUCUGAGUCUCUGGGAGAUCUGAUAAUGGUGGAACUGGACAAGCAGUCAGUGAUACAAAAUGACUCCUGGUUUGUGGACAAAGUUGAAGUGCAAUCUCCAGAAGGAAAAGUCUUCAAGUUCCCCAUGUACCACUGGAUCCAGAAUGAAAAGGUUCAUUCUUUCAUGGAGGGAACAGCUCAGAUCUUGUCACAAGACCAACAUCACCUCACCCUCGCUGCUAGGAAGAGGGAGUUGCAGCUCAGGAAAUAUGAAUACUGUUGGAAGGUUCAAACCGAGGGCAUUCCUCACCUCAUCAAAGCUGAGAGUGCGUCUGAUUUGCCUCCUGAAGUUCAGUUCUCCUUCACAAAGGACAUGGGAAUCAAAUGGAAUAUAACAGUAGUGAUGUUGGAGCUGAAACUGGCACAUUUUAAAGAUAGUGCAAUUCCUUGGUCUGAUAUGGAUUCAAUUAAAGCCAUGAAUUCUCGCAGCAAAACAACUGUCACAGAAUACGUGGAGCAGAACUGGGAGAAGGAUGAGUUCUUUGGUUACCAAUGUCUGAAUGGACUGAACCCCAUGAUGAUCCGCCGCUGCAGCUCUCUGCCUGCAAACUUCCCAGUCACAGACGACAUGCUGCAUCUGGAAGGAUUCACUUUGGAACAAGAGAUGAAGAAUGGCAACAUGUUCCUGUGUGACUACAAAAUGUUGGAUGGAGUGAAGACAAAUAUUAUCAAUGACAAAAAGCAAUAUCUGGCGGCUCCUCUUGUUCUAUUUCACAAAACCUCUGAUGACGAGCUGAAGCCGGUGGCCAUUCAGCUCAAACAGACUGCAGCAGAGGACAACCCCAUCUUUGUCCCCACUGACACAAAGUAUGACUGGUUACUGGCCAAGACCUUUGUGAGAGCGGCAGAUUUCAUGGAUCAUGGGCUGAACAGACACCUGCUGCGCACUCACCUGCUGAGUGAGGUCUUCUCUGUGUCUCUGCUGAGAAACUUUCCCAGGGUGCAUCCUCUGUACAAGCUUCUGGUUCCUCACACUCGUUACACUCUGCAUAUCAACAUCAGGGCCAGAGAGAGGCUGAUUUCUAAAGACGGGCUUAUAACACAGAACAGCGCCUGUGGAGCAGAUGGAAUAAUCACCAUCCUGCAGAGGGCGCUGUCCUCGGUCACCUACAGCUCCCUGUGUGUCCCAGACAACAUUAAGGAGAGAGGAGUGGAGAAGGUGCCCAACUACUACUACAGAGACGACGCACUCAAGCUUUGGGACAUCAUGCACAGGUUUGUGACAGGAGUGAUAAAGCACUACUACAAGAACGAUGCGGAGGUCAAAGAUGACCCUGAGCUGCAGGCUUAUAUCAAGGAAGUAUUUGAAUAUGGCUUUCUGUCUGAAACAGAAAGCGGAAUCCCACAGAGGUUCUGUACUGUGGAUGAGUUGGUGAAGUUUGUGACCAUGGUCAUUUUCAAUUCCUCAGCCCAGCACACAGCUGUCAACAAUGGACAUUUGGACUUUGGUGGUUUUUUGCCCAAUAUGCCGAGCUCCUUGCAACAGGCUCCACCGACUGUAAAGGGGAAAGCGAAUGAAGACAUUCUUCUGAAGACUCUUCCUGACCGCAACACCAGCGCAAUCUCUCUGACCACGUUCUGGCUCCUCAGCGCUCUGACUCAGUCCUCUGACUUUGUUCCUCUUGGCCCACUUUUCAUGCUGCUCCUGCCGCUCCUGAUGCUCACGCUGCGCUUGCUCGUGCUGCUCCUCCCGCCGCUCGCGCUGCUCUGGCCGCUCACGCUGCUCUUCCUGCUGCCUCUUUUCCCCCUGCUACCUUUUCUCUUCCUACUGCCUCUCACGCCGCUCCCGCUGCUCCUGCUGCUUGCGCUGCUCCUCCUGCUGCUCCCUCUACUCACGGUUUUCCUGCUCGCGCUGCUCCUGCUCGCGCUGCCCUUGUUGCUCCGCCUGUCUCCUGAUGGCCUCUCUUUUUUCUUCACCGCUUUUUCUGCCCUUUCUGUCUGA
Molecule: messenger RNA, 2154 nt
Organism: Knipowitschia caucasica
Lineage: Eukaryota; Metazoa; Chordata; Actinopteri; Gobiiformes; Gobiidae
Source: the annotation of a GenBank genome assembly